GUGGGAGAGCAUGUAGUUGCCAGCUGUGACGCGGACAAUAUCGACACCAAGGUUGUUCAGUUUGACGAAUUGCCUUCUUGCACUUUACGUUGUCCGGACCCACCGGUGUCUCCGCCAGGCUUUGAGAAGGUGAGUGGGAGAUGGAAGUGUGCAGAGGGCUUUGGAGGCACACCCAUGAUCUCCUGCGUCCGGACCAGUGGUUGUGACCUGAACGUCACGAUGAGCGGAUGCUCACCUUUGGUCUCGUGUGCAGCUCCCGAGGUGGACCGUUGCUCCACUUUUGUGCCGGAUGAGUGUGACUUUGAGCCCGGCUCCUCUUGUUAUGUUUUUUGCGGCAAAAAUUUCCGCAUGGAAAACCCGGAUGGUCAGGCUUUCCCACAGGUCGAUUGGGAUUCAAACUUGACCAACAUCACCGCCUUCAUUCCGGAUUGGCACAGCUAUGGAGAUGUCGUUCCCUACGCAGUUGCUUUCUGCCCAGCAGACAACACGGAAGCCGCUUUGCCUCUCUGGAGUCCAGGGCCGCGGUGUAUCAUCGACUGCCCAUAUCCCACAUACAUCCCUCCAGGAUACAGAGAAAGGAUGCGCUACAAUCGGUGGCGCUGUGAAGAAGGAUAUACUGGGACAGCCCUCUUGCAGUGCACUUUGCACAGCAAUUGUUCUGUGACCUCAUGGCUUUCGGGUUGUGAUGAGCUCGUGCCAUGCGCGUUGCCUUCUGUGGAGGAUCCUUGCGUUUUUGACUUCGACUUGGGGAACUGCAGCAGUGUCAUGGGAGGAGAGAGCUGCGUGGUUGGAUGCAAGUGGCCCUACGUGGGAAGCAGCACUGUGGCCACGUGUGUCGAAUUGAAUACUGAUCCUCUGCGGCCAUUAGACUGGGAGAUGCCGAGCUGCAACUUCUCCUGUCAAGAUCCUGACCCACUGCCUGAAGGAUAUCUACGAGCGUCAGACGUCUCAAACCCUGGAGCCUCAGACUGGCUUUGUGCCAGUGGGUUCAAUGGUGAGGCGAUGGCCACCUGCGACAUUGACGAGACUUGCUUGGCCAUCACAGCAUUGUC
Molecule: messenger RNA, 1052 nt
Organism: Durusdinium trenchii
Lineage: Eukaryota; Dinophyceae; Suessiales; Symbiodiniaceae
Source: the annotation of a GenBank genome assembly